AUGGCCGACGAGCGCGACGUGUACCGCGGCGCCGCCGAUGAUCGAGACGCUCCUCUCCGCGACGAAGACCCCGGCCGCGCAAAACCGCCCAAGUCCCCGCCGCCCCAACCCUACCACACCGCCACCGCUCUAUCGUCCCUCGAAAGCCGCCUCGAGGAAUCCGAAGCCCGUCGUAUCGAUUCCGAGGCACGUGUUCAGCAAUUGGAGAAGUUGGUGGAGGGUUUAUUGAAAAGCUCACCUGAACCAGCUGCGGCGCGGGCCGGAGUCUCUGAACCAGCUGUGGCGAGGGCUGGAUUCUCUGAACCAGCCGCAGCGCGGGCUGGGGAGUUUACGUUUCCGCCGGUGAGAUCGGUCCCCUUGGACGUUCCCCCACACACCAUUCUGGAACGUUCAGGCAAUACCGCUGACCCCCUUGUUCGUUCCCCUGGGGGGGAAUCUUGCAGCGCACGAAGGGACGGCCCUUCCUCGGCAGUAAUCAGCUCUCGUUGGAGAGGGACGUUACCUGACCGGGAAGGGCUAUGGACAGGGGAUAACCCGGAUCGGUUGGUCACUUUCACUACAUUUGGGAAGUCGUACUUGUCUCUACUUUGCGACAUUUCCACCAGCGACCUUUUUACCAGCGACCGCGUCAUCCAGCUUGUGGCGACCUUGUUCGUUCGUUCCACUUCUCCCAAGCGCCGUCAGUCUCCGCACGACUGGGCCAUUGAUACUAUGACGGACGCGCUCCGGGACGAACGACCUCACUGCUGGACGACACUGAUGACAGAAGUUGGACGUCGUUGGCCGGAUCCUGGCUUUGCCGACCGAGUGUCCCACGACUUCUACGGGUGCCGACAGUCUUCGUCUCGAGCCUACGACCAUGUGGGCGAAUGGCGUGCCCGCUACCGAGCGUUUAUGCACAACGACCCCAGCUUCAGCCUCUCGCCCCUUCAACUCGCCACAACCUUUUAUCAAUCGUUGAGUGAUGUGGCUAAGCGGGAAGUGCGGGCUGGUAUGCUGCGGGAAUAUCGGGAUAACUCACUCGUGACUAUAGGGAGGUUCGGACGAACUGUCCCGUCCCUCGAGGAGGUUACCGACUGGGCCGCCAUCGCCGACGACACCGGCACGACAUCAGUUUCGACCCCACCGAUUCGUACUGCGACUUAUGGAGCAAUUGCGAAAAUGCCACGCACCGCCCCAUCCACGCCAAACGACGACGCACGUACCCAGAUCCGUCGAGCUCGAUGGAUGAACCGCGCCGGUAAAUGGCAACAGGCCCACCUGUGGAAGGAUCGGAACACGUGGUUUUCGCCAGCAUCGGGUGGGGUACCCGCCAGCAUGGCGUGUUUUAAUUGCGGUCAAGGUGGCCAUUUCUCACAGCAUUGUACAGCGGAGCGACAAUCCCCCUCGACCGUCCAAAUAUCAGCAAUUGCCUUUGCUGACAUGGACGAGGACGAAUGGUCGUCGGCCUCAGGUGACGUUGAGGACCCCCAGGUGCGAUUCCCCCUUCCCCUUGAGACUGAUUUGACUCGACCGUCGAGUUCCGCAUCCGCCUUAGUGACGCACCACUCUUGCCCUCCUGCAGACCCUGUUGGCCGAGUGAAAGACGUCGCCUCUUCUUCUUUUGAAGUUCAGACCUCAUCAAGUAGUUCGCAUCCAACCGUGCCGGCAAAUGAUGCAGAUCAACAUCGUCUCGACGAUAGCCUGGCUGACAUCGCGAUUGACGCGGUGGAAGAUGUCUUGUACUACGCUGAUGCCGCGUCGCGCUUGUGUCAUUAUCCGGGGCCGGAAGUGGUGUCGUCUCGCAAGGCGGAAAGGACUGCUUCGGUGAGCUCUUUCCAGAUUCUUGUGCCGUCGGGUGUGUCUCUCUUGGUGUCCGCUGCGCCCCUGAUCGACAUCGACGACCCCGACCGACCUGUCGAGCCCGCCAUUGUACGCGCCCGCAACGUCAUCGCGUGGGCGCUACCUUCUGGAAGGGUUUUGCGAUGUUUGAUCGACUCUGGAUCAGGAGGUGGUGCGAGUCGACCCGAGCUUCGCAACGGCCCGUUUGACUGCACCGUUGCACUUGCGCCUCGGCACCCAGGAUAAGUCCGACCGAUGUGCUGUGUUCGCCACCGCUCCUUUUUCGUCUGGCGCCCUAGAUCUCGGUUUGCGACCAUUCUUCGUUUGCCGUGUAAUGGCGUACGACGCCAUCUUGGGGCUGCCAUUUCUUAAGGACACAGGCAUGCUCGUUGGUUGGGGCGCCUUCACCGUCGCGCGCACCGGCCCUUCGCAACCCGUCGCCCAGGAUACGCACGAAUGGGACCGAGCCGUCACCGUAGCACCUAUCUUAUCCGGUUCUGCCAUUGGCUGCAAUCACCCUGGGUUGCUCCCCGACGACGAGAUCAUCGGCCUCAAGCCACACAACCCGCUGCUCGAUGUCGUCGACGAUCCGGCGCUCGACGAUUUCUCUGAGUCCGAAGCACAUGUUGAAUUUCAUUCUACUACAAGCGUUCGAACACUUCAACCUUGGGCCGCCGUUGUCAGGUCCGCCCAUUUUCGCCUCGGCGCCUUUGCCUUCGCAGCCAAGCCGCCGCCCCAUUUUCACCUCGGCGCCUUCGCCUUCGCAGCCAAGCCGUCGCCCUCCUGCCUCGCGCCGGCCUGCUCAACUCACGCCCGCGCGCCGCCGCCUCCACGCCGGGACUCUGGCCGUCUGCCCUCCAGUCUUGCUGAGCCAAUGCCUCCACUUAGUCACCAGCAGCUUGCCGCCGCCGUCCUCAUGUUCCAUCGGCCAUCAAGAGUAUCGCCCAUGCAUGACACCCGCCGUUUGCAACCUGAGUCUCGUCGCUAUGGACUCCCUCGCUCACCAACACUCGACAUCGUAGAUAGGUUUCCCCUCGUGGCCGUUGUCCAACACGACCCCUCUCAGCACCCGAAUGACCCACUUGGAGUUUGCCCUUGAUGCUUAGCAGCGCAUCCGCCCGAUUUGCAGUAGAUCCUUUGCGCGCCCGCUUGCUAGAACCUUGUCAGACUCGCGCUCCUUGUGCUUCCCUUCCUCUUCUCUACCGCUUCCCGACAUUAGCCAGACUGCUAAUCUUCGGUAGAGAACAGAUCGUCCAGCCGCACCGCCGUCUCGUCAGACCGCGUCUGUGCCGCCUUGCAACUUCUCCCAAUCGGACCGUCCGUCGCAACCGUAGCCACGUCGACGCACCCAACAGUAGCCCCAGCGGUCGCUACACCCAGUUCCGAAAAGUUCCACGACCUACACUCUACAGCACAAACACGAUUGGCUGCCUUACUCGAGAAAUUUUCUGAUGUGUUCGUAGAUUCGCUACCGAUGGACCAACUCCCACCGUACCGGCCAGUCAACCACGAGAUCCCGUUGAUCGAUCCCACCGAAAAGGUCAAACCCCGCGUAUACCCCCUUGCCGACAAAUAUCGGAGCCAGUGGGCGGAACACUCAGCUAAGUACACUCGUGGUCGAUUCUGGGUUUCGGGUCCGAUCGAUUCUGCGGCUCCGGUCUUUGCCAUUCCGAAGAAGAACUCCCAGACGGCUCGUUUCGUGAUCGACCUCCGCGCGCGCAACAGCAACACCGUCAAGCGUUUUUCGCCCAUCCCGGACAUGACCAAUGUUCGAUACAAGGUGGCUCGAUUGCGUUAUCGCUCUAAAUUCGACGUGGCCGCGGCAUUUGAGCAGGUUCGGGUCAUACCGGAGCACGUCGAUCGCACCGGCUUCGCAACGGUGACGGGCACGUACACGUCGCGGGUCAUGCAGUUUGGUGACACCAAUGCGCCCAAUACCCUCAACCUCUUGACCUCGGCGAUGUUCCAGCCGUGUCUCCCGUUCGCCAAGAUCUUUUUCGACGAUGUCCACGUCCAUUCCGAUACCCGUCGCGCACACUUGAGACACAUCAAGAUCCUGCUGAUGACAUUGAGACAUUACCGGUUCUACUUAGGAUCCAAGAAGUCCGAGUGGUUCUCAAAGUCGUUGGACUCCUUGGGCACCAUCAUUUCCGACGUCGGCAUCGAAGUCGACCCCGCCAAGUGGGUGCGUAUCCGUCAGUGGCCGAUCCCUUGCAACAAGACCGAUGUCCAGCGCUUCCUCGGCACCGUCAACUGGAUGCGAGAUCACCUACCGCACCUCUCAAAGAUUUUGGAGCCGAUCACCGCGUUAAUGGCGCAAUCGACGUCAUGGCGUUGGAAUGAGCGAGAACAGCAGGCUUUCGAUACCGUCAAGUCCCUUGUGCCCGCCAUCCUACGACCGAUCAAUGGCGCCAAGGUUACCUCGGGCGAGCACAAGAUGUACCUCUUCACGGAUGCCAGUCGGGUUGGCAUUGGCGCUUGUUUGGCGUCCGGGCCCAACCGUUCGCAGGCCGUUCCAACGUGA
Messenger RNA from Microbotryum saponariae, 4345 nucleotides. The record is from the annotation of a GenBank genome assembly. NCBI's taxonomy places the organism in Eukaryota, Fungi, Basidiomycota, Microbotryomycetes, Microbotryales, Microbotryaceae.